UGCGUGACGUCAUCACCGUGCGCCCCCCCCGAGAUCUGGGUCACCGUGGAGGGUCAAUCAUCCUCUACAGAGACGGGUCCCUGCGUGGCUCCGCGUGGUCCGGACUCAGUUCCCCACCUACUGAGUAAAGUUCUGCACGGCGGGUCCACGAGGUCCCUCCAAAGCUAAGGUGGCGGCCGCAGGUUGGAGUCUCUUGGGCGCCGGCACCAACCGGCCCAUCACUGAGGAGUGAAAGGGAGGGCGACUUGUGCUGUCGUGUGGGGCGAAUGGGAGGGGGCUUCUCCAUAGAUGACGCCGGGCCUCGUCGUGGUAGCUAGAGAGGAGAAGGUCCCGGACUUGGGACAUUGACCAGCAGGGUCGCCUCUUUCGAGGCGGCGGGCUCCUCGGUUCUUUCCCAAGCAGGUCCUACAUCUGGGCUAGUGACUGUUUCCUCGUGCCACCACAGCUCUAAGGAAAACAAUGCCUUUGGUUAGCCUGCUUGGCCUGCUGAGGCACUGUGCUGUGAGGGCAGCCUUCCCUGCACCCUGCCACCUCCACACAUCCUCUCGGACAGCUGACAGCCACAGAGCUUCACUUACUCGACUGCACCGCCAGGCCUAUGCUCGCCUCUACCCUGUGCUGUUGGUCAAGCAGGAUGGUUCCACUAUCCACAUCCGAUACCGGGAGCCACGACGCAUGCUGGUGAUGCCCCUAGACUUAGAUGCCCUAUCUCCAGAAGAGCGCCGGGCCCGGUUCCGGAAACGUGAGGCUCAGCUUCUGCAGAAGAGGGAAGAAGAACCAGAGAUGAUUGACAGUUUUGACACCGAACGAUACAAACAGUUUUGGACCAAGACCAAGAAGUAACUAUGUCAGCCGGGCGUUGGUGGCGCAUGCCUUUAAUCCCAGCACUUGGGAGGCAGAGGCAGAGGCAGGCGGAUCUCUGUGAGUUCGAGGCCAGCUUGGUCUACAAAGUGAGUUCCAGGACAGCCUCCAAAGCCACAGAGAAACCCUGUCUCGAAAAAACCAAAAAAAAAAAAAAAAGAAGUAACUAUGUCAGGGAGUCGCACCAGAGACAUUUUGUAAGAAUAGAGAGGCAUCUGUCUGUAAAUUAUACUUAUCUGAAACCAUA
Mesocricetus auratus (golden hamster) is the source of this 1108-nucleotide messenger RNA. RefSeq names its product mitochondrial ribosomal protein L55 (gene Mrpl55). The transcript has 4 exons. Gene Ontology annotation, biological process: translation. NCBI's taxonomy places the organism in Eukaryota, Metazoa, Chordata, Mammalia, Rodentia, Cricetidae. Gene Ontology annotation, molecular function: structural constituent of ribosome. The record is from RefSeq and is a predicted model, not a curated record. Gene Ontology annotation, cellular component: mitochondrial large ribosomal subunit. The coding region runs from base 460 to 843 and encodes 127 amino acids.